Molecule: messenger RNA, 1077 nt
Organism: Lycium barbarum (goji berry)
Lineage: Eukaryota; Viridiplantae; Streptophyta; Magnoliopsida; Solanales; Solanaceae
Product: inactive protein RESTRICTED TEV MOVEMENT 1-like
Exons: 1
Coding region: 340-855 (171 amino acids)
Molecular function (GO): carbohydrate binding
Source: RefSeq, a predicted model, not a curated record
CUAGAUAAUUUGUAAUAAGCCCGUGAUGACUGAGAUGAGAAGAACAAGAAGAGCGUGGAGGGAGACUUCCGUGUUCAGUGGUAGAGGAUUUUAAAGAGAUUGUUAGUUUACUAUAAGCUAAAGUCUAAAUAUUAGUACAAUCUAUAUAAGGUAAAUCUUAAUUUAAUAAACAAAAUUUUAAUUGUCUUAAAGUCAUAAGUAUUAAGAAAAUAAUUAAAUGAUAUUCGUCCACUGCGAAAUCUAUUUUUAAAGGGUAAAAAGGUUAACAUUUUGCUUGGGUUCGUGCUUUUAUAGAUAACUAGAUCUUCCAACUAGGCCAAUUCAGAAGCAAUAGAGAAUAUGGACAUGAACAAAGUUGGGCCAGUGGGAGGACGUAGAGGUGGAACCAUUUGGGAUGAAAAGGGACGAGACCAAGUUGCUGGGAUUUAUGUUUCCUACAGCAAAGACACAGUCUAUUCACUUCAGUUCUUGUUCUAUGAGAAUGGCAAGUUGAUACAAUCAGACAAGCAUGGUGGUGAUCGCUGUGAGAACUUCUAUGCAGUUGUCUUUGAUUAUCCAUCAGAGUUUCUUACUUCUCUAAGCGGUUCCUACAACGACUAUGCGUACCCUCCAGUUCUGCAAGCUAUCAAAUUUAGCACCAGCAAGGGUUCCUAUGGACCAUUUGGACUUGUGAAGCCUUCAUCUGAUGCCAAACACUUCAACUUUCAGAUAGAAAAUCACCGUCUUUUUGGUGGUUUUCAUGGCACCAAGACUAGCUAUGCCGUUGAGAGUAUUGGUAUCUAUGUGAAGCCCAUCAUAUCCUCCAUAAUCAACUUGAAAGAUCUUCGAGUGAAGGAUGAGAAAGAAGAUGUUUAACUCACCUUCCACAAAUUUCCAAAUUAUGUUGUUCGUCUUAAUUAACUCUAUGCUUACUUAUGGUUCUACUUUUGCACAACCGAUCUACCGCUUGGUGCUUGGUUAUUAUGUAAGGUUUAUUUCUUGAGUUUGAUUACACUGAGUAUAUGUUGUUGUGUUUGUAUUUCUUGAGUUUUAUAUUGUAAAAACAAAUUAUCUUCAAGAUCUUUUAAUUUAACCAGA